Medioppia subpectinata is the source of this 957-nucleotide messenger RNA. The record is from the annotation of a GenBank genome assembly. Lineage: Eukaryota; Metazoa; Arthropoda; Arachnida; Sarcoptiformes; Oppiidae.
GACGUCACCGGCUAUGCGUACAACGAGAUGCGCUACGAAGAGAUCACAUGGAAAGAGUUCAUCAACGACUACCUGAGUCGCGGAGUUGUGGACAAACUGGAAGUGGUCAACAAGAAGUGGGUCCGCAUUCGGUUCGUGUCGGGCACUGGCGGUCGGGGCGGAGACGUCGGUAACAUCUUGUGGUUCAACAUCGGUUCGGUGGACACGUUUGAGCGCAACCUCGAGAACAUACAGCUGGGGAUUAAUGUCGAGCCCAAGGACUUUGUGGCCGUUGUCUACAAGACCGAAAUGGACGGGUCAAAUGUGGUCAGUUUUAUACCGACUCUACUAAUCAUUGGUUUCCUGGCGUUGUUAGCGAUGUGCGGUAUGUGUUGGGCCGGACGUAAGGGCGGAAUGGGAGGCAUCUUCGGUAUGGGAGAGUCCACCGCCAAACUCAUCAACCCAUCAGAGAUUGGCGUCAAAUUUAGGUACAGUUUAAACGACCACUACAGACAUGUGAUCACUCUAUCUAUACGCGUGUGUAAACGGGUUGAUAAUGUGGUGAACAUGAAGUUAUGGUCACUCUAUACUAUAGAGUCUAUAGGUGACGUUGCCGGCUGUGAGGAGGCGAAGGUGGAGAUCAUGGAAUUUGUGAACUUCCUGAAGAACCCGCAACAGUACCUCGAUUUGGGCGCUAAGAUACCGAAGGGGGCGCUACUGACGGGCCCUCCCGGCACAGGCAAAACACUUCUGGCCAAAGCCACUGCGGGUGAGGCGGCCGUACCCUUCAUCACAGUCAGCGGUUCCGAGUUUUUGAAGAUGUUUGUGGGCGUCGGGCCCUCACGAGUGCGCGACAUGUUCUCAAUGGCCCGAAAGAACGCGCCGUGUAUUCUGUUCAUCGACGAGAUCGACGCCGUCGGUCGCAAACGCGGCGGCCGUUCGUUCGGCGGUCACUCCGAACAGGAAAACACAUUGAAU